AUGGCAUUAGCUAACAAACAGCUCAUCAAAAGGAAAGCAGAUUCCCUUUUUUCGCUUUUGUUGGACAAGCAAAAAAAAUUUCACCUACUCCACUCAUUUAAGCACCGAUAUAUUGAUCUUAUCACGGUUGAAUCUCUUCAAUUAAGACCUAAAUUCAAGCGGAUCACCACAAAACUUGAAGCAAUGAACGUGGAAUUAGACAAAUGGUGUCCUGAGAAAGUCCUAAAAGGAAAUGACAACAAUUACUUGGAUGACUUGGUCCUUGCUUAUGGAUCUAUAAGCAAUGGCUUAGAUGGAUUGAACCCGGACAAUGGCUUGGAUGGAUUGGGUUGGACCGUGAUAGCUCCUCCCCUUAAGACUCUCCUUGCCCACAAGGAAUUGACAUGUAAAAAACGGGACGAAUCUCACUUAGAGCGUUGUAAAUCUAAUUUAUAUGCUAUCGCCUCAAUUCGUGCCAUCGCCUUAAAAGGCCCAAAAACCGAGCUCUCAACUUUCAAGAAGAACGAGUCACAAUAA
Messenger RNA from Dovyalis caffra, 516 nucleotides. Lineage: Eukaryota; Viridiplantae; Streptophyta; Magnoliopsida; Malpighiales; Salicaceae. The record is from the annotation of a GenBank genome assembly.